AUGGAAGCGGAAGCAUGUGCAGAGCGUUUUCUAUGGUGCUUCGCCCGCUACCACUGGUGGCCCGACGCUAUAACGAGCGAUAGGGGCUCGAAUUGGGUAGGCCGCUUUUGGAGGCACAUGUGCAAGUUACUGGGGAUCGACCAGCAGCUAAGCACGGCGUACCACCCCCAAACCGACGGAGGCCCUGAGAGGAUGAACCAAGAAGUACAGGCAUACCUCCGCGCCGUGAUUAACCAGAACCAGAACGACUGGGAUAAGUGGGUUCCCGCGGCUCAGAUGGCGUUAAACGGUCGGGUCAAUACCUCUAUAGGGAUGUCCCCAUUCUUCGCUAUACACGGCUAUGAGCCGAAGUCACCAGUUCCCCUCGUUACGGAAGCAUAUGCGGAAGAGUAUCCUCAGCAUUCGCCAGAAACCAGGGCAAAGAAAUUUGUUACCAAACUACAACAGAUUACGGACCUCUGCCAAGCAUCAAUGGCGACAGCUACGCAGCAACAAGAACGCUUCGCUAACAGACGACGGAACGCGGCAGAACGCUUCGAAGUAGGCGAUAAGGUUUGGCUUGACUUACGGAACUACGCGUCAGAGCGACCUAAGAAGAAGUUCGACUGGCUGCACGCUAAGUAUACGAUAAGCAAGGUACUCGACCCGUACACGGUUGAACUAGCAGACCUCCCGAGGGGCUGCUAUAAUAGGUUCCACGUCGACCAACUCCGGAGAGCGGGGACGGACCCAAUGCCUGGUCAGCAACGCACAGACGCUCAACCCCAUCUAUCCAAGUAG
Molecule: messenger RNA, 780 nt
Organism: Hirsutella rhossiliensis
Lineage: Eukaryota; Fungi; Ascomycota; Sordariomycetes; Hypocreales; Ophiocordycipitaceae
Product: integrase core domain-containing protein
Exons: 1
Coding region: 1-780 (259 amino acids)
Biological process (GO): DNA integration
Molecular function (GO): nucleic acid binding
Source: RefSeq, a predicted model, not a curated record